This is a messenger RNA of Penaeus chinensis, 855 nucleotides long. RefSeq lists its product as uncharacterized. The record is from RefSeq and is a predicted model, not a curated record. NCBI's taxonomy places the organism in Eukaryota, Metazoa, Arthropoda, Malacostraca, Decapoda, Penaeidae. The transcript has 2 exons. Bases 1 to 855 code for a protein of 284 amino acids.
AUGUGCCCACACAUAAGGCGUGUGGGAAUCUCUACUUUAGCGGGCUCGACACGCGGUGCUGCCCUCGGGGGCCCGCAGACCCAACACAUGUGGCCCAGCCUCCCCAAUACGGUGGCCCCUCCUGUCCCCACGGGGUCCGCCUCACACCCCAGGGGCACACAAGCCGCAGUACCCCCCCCUUGGCGGCGGGACAACGCCCGACGCCCCCCUCCAUGGGGCCCACCUCCGCUCCCCACCCACCUUCCCGGCCCGGGGCGCCCUCGAGGGGCGGCGCGCCGGCUGCGGGGGUUUUCAAUACGACUAUGGGGCUCUAGGGGUCGUCUCACUCCUCCCUCGGCUCUCGGCCCGUCCGAUCAGGGCCCAGUCACCGACCGUCAGGAACAGCACGGCCAAGCUGCGGGGGCGCACAGGCCCUGGCGACGGUCCGAGGCACUUGACGGCGGCGCAGACGACACCGCUAUACCCCGCGGCCGGUUCCGAGUUCUCACCGACGCGCCCCCGCGCCGCGGUGCUCCGCGCACUGAGGCGGCCCUGCGAACUAUUUUCCGGGAGUACGCGCCCGCGGCGUCUCAGCCUUUCCCCGUCGUUCGUGCAGCGAUGAUGCGAGGGCUCGGGAGUCGCGUCCCCUCGCCACCGACGCGUAUGCCCUGCGGCUCGUGGCGCUUCCCGACCCGAACUCCUAGGAUGCACCGACGGCACUACGCGCCGGCCCCGUCAAACUGCUCGGCACAUGCUGAUAGGCUACUAUCCAUUCCAGCCCUCCCGCCCGCGGAUCCUUCCCUCCGUGCUAAGUUCACCCUUCCACCGAACCCCUACCCAUACCCUCCCGCCCUUGUUAUUUCGGGCAUUCAGUAG